AUGCGAGCCGACCAAAAUCGGGAACCAAGGGCAUCUUUGGCCCCCGGAUUCACCGAUAAUCCGAACAGUAUCGCACGUUGCGCCCUAUGGUGGGCACUUGGGAUUCACCGAGACCGAUCUGUUUCAGCGGGGACUUGCCCGUUACGUUUGAAAUCGGCGAAAGAUAUCGGCUCAAGAGGUCCUCCAACGCGAGGAGAAACGUGCAAAGCUACGAUUGAACCUCGAACCCCGUUAGGGGUUCUCACAGCGUUGAACAAUAAACAAGUAGACUCCUUCGAGUAAUAAGAGCGUUCAAGUCGACUCUGGAAGAUUUGGAGGAGCGUCGCUCUGUCCAUAGUUUACACAGCUUACACAGUAUGCGCAGCUCACGCAGCCACACCGGGCCCCGACCACUGUCCGACUUCACUUACAUUGACGAAGACCCGACAAACGCCGCGGUGAACGCCGCCGGCAGGGGCAGCCUGCCGGGCAAGAACGCCGAGCUGGUGGUGGUGGUGGAUCACGCAAGGAUGAACAGCUCGUCGACGUCGCCGUUGUUGCUCACCGUCGCCGGCAACGCGCACCACCAUCAUAACACCACCAUAAACACCACCAAUAAUAGAUCCUCGUCCAAUAGCGCCCUAAACCAGGCCCAGCAACCCAACCAUACGCAGAUGCAGAGUAGCAACAACAGAGACAGCAACAACACUGGAAACAACACCCUGCUUCUCAGCUCCAAUAAUCUGGCCCUCCCGGAAUUGACGAAGCUC
Heterotrigona itama is the source of this 749-nucleotide messenger RNA. NCBI's taxonomy places the organism in Eukaryota, Metazoa, Arthropoda, Insecta, Hymenoptera, Apidae. The record is from the annotation of a GenBank genome assembly.